Molecule: messenger RNA, 3776 nt
Organism: Leptopilina boulardi
Lineage: Eukaryota; Metazoa; Arthropoda; Insecta; Hymenoptera; Figitidae
Gene: Shark
Product: tyrosine-protein kinase Shark
Exons: 14
Coding region: 436-2679 (747 amino acids)
Biological process (GO): protein phosphorylation
Molecular function (GO): protein tyrosine kinase activity; protein binding; ATP binding
Source: RefSeq, a predicted model, not a curated record
UUUGAGAAAAAAGGAACAACAAAUUUCUUAUCUUGAACGCAGUGAAACUAAUACAAUAGAAAGUGCAAAUUAUGCGUUUGCAAAUUGAGUCAUAGAAGAAAUUUUUCACAAUAGAAUCACGGGAAUAUAUAAAAAUAGUGCCAUAUUUAAAAAAAAAACAUAACCUUAUUUUCUUGAACAUUUUAUUAGUCAUAUUAAAAUCAAUUUACGCAUAUAUACUUUUGUGUACUUUGCCUAUUAUUACGAUUGUAAUGUGUCAGUUUAAUAAUUGGACAAUAAAACAAAAAAAUCUACAUUUUCAGUAGAAUUACGAUUUGUCAUUAUCAGUUGUGUGAAAGUUUAUUUGAAAAACAUUCUAAUUUAGAAAGAUUAAAUAUAACAGCCAUGAACUUUUGUUCUCGCAAGGUCUAAUAAUUUAACUGUUAAUAAAUUACCAUGGCUUCAGAGGAUGACGUUUGUUGGUAUCAUGAAAAUCUUUCUCGUGAAGAUGCUGAAAUAUUAUUACAAGAAGAUGAACGUGGGAAUGGAACAUUUUUAGUUCGUGAAAGCAGUUCAUCAUCGGGAGAUUAUGUUUUAUCGGUAAUACAUAAAGGACAAGUAAUACAUUAUCAAAUUAGAAAACAUGGAGAGGAUGCAUUUUUUUCAAUAGGAGAUGAAACUACAAUUCAUGGAUUAGAUACAUUAAUAGAGUACUAUCAGGAAGAUAAUCAUGAAUUAGAGAUUAAAUUAAAGGCACCAAUAAAAGGUGUUCCUCCGCCACACGAUGCAAGAAGACACGGUCGAACAAAUUUAUUACAUCGAGCUACAAUUCAACAAAAUUACACGAUUGUUUCGGAAUUAUUAAAAUGUGGAUACAGAAGUUUGGAAGCUAAAAAUCAAUUAGGACAGACCGCCGUUCAUUUAGCAGCCAAGGAUGGAGCUGAUGAAAUUCUCAAAAAGUUAAUUCAAAAUACAGCCAGUGUGAAUUGUCGAGAUUCUGCUGGUUAUACGCCUCUUCAUUACGCUUGUCAAAGUAAUCUUCCGAAUACGGUACGAAUUCUUAUUUUGGGAGGAGCAAAUGUUCAGGCACGUCACACUGAAACUGGAAUGGUUCCCUUGCACGAGGCAGCAAGUAGAGGACAUAAGGAGGUAAUUGAAGUUCUUCUUUCUCUGAAUGCGCCAGUUAAUCCAAGAACACUCGCCGACGAUGUUCCUGCCGAUCUUGCUAAACGAAAUAGCCAUUCUGAAUGUGAAAAGUUUUUACGUAAUUAUCAACCACCGAUUCCAAAAGAAAAAUUAAGUGAUUGGUAUCAUGGAACUUUAGACAGAAUGGAAGCAAUUCGUAUGUUACGUGAAAACGGUGAAGUUGAUGGUUCAUUUUUAGUUCGAUUUAGUUCGAGAAAUAAUGGAAUGUACGUUCUUUCUGUUAUGUAUCACAAGCAUGCAUUUCAUUUUCAAAUUCAAAAAAAGGGUGAAUUUUUGUUUAUUGACAAUGGACCCUAUCUCUCAUCAUUAGAACAUGUUGUCGAGUAUUAUCGUUCCAUUCCAGAUGGACUUCCUUGUCCUUUACAUAAUCCAAUGAAACCUGGACCAAAACCACCAAUUCCCGAGAUGCCACCUUCAAUAUUUAAUGGGAGCACUUUGAAAAAGAAAAAAGAGGUUAGCGUAAAAAAAGGAAUUUCAGAUAUUGUAAUGAGUCAAACAUUACCGAAACGUUUGCAUCAGAGUAAAUCCGAAACAACAGAAUUGCGUCAAGAAAAUUUUCCCCACGCGGCAUUUACGACUCUACCAAGACGAUCGUCACCUGGGGCUGUUUCACCAAAACCGGAAAUUGAAACUAAUCAUAAAGGUUUUAUUCCUGUUGACAAACUUAUUCUUGGCGAAGUAUUAGGUGAGGGAGAAUUUGGAGCGGUUUAUCAAGGUGUUUAUAAAUCAGCACCAAAUAUAGAAGAGCCAGUGGCAAUUAAAACACUUCGCGAUUCUUACAAUAAUGCGACGAGGGAGGAAUUUUUAAGAGAAGCUAUUCUAAUGAUGACACUUAAUCAUCAUUGUAUUGUUAAAUUAAUUGGAUUCUCCGAAGGACCACCUUUGAUGAUGGUACAAGAACUCGUUUCAUUGGGUUCAAUGUUGGCGUAUCUUUUAGAAUUUCCUGAUCGUGUUAGUCCACAAUAUGAAUUGAAAUUGUGGGCCUCUCAAAUUGCUUGUGGUAUGAAAUAUUUAGAAGAAAUGCGUCUAGUUCAUAGAGAUUUGGCAGCUAGAAAUAUUUUACUAGCUUCGAGAAAUCAAGCGAAAAUCAGUGAUUUUGGAUUGUCGAGAACUUUUGGUUCUAGUGAUUAUUAUAAAGCAACAGCUGGUGGAAAAUGGCCGAUUAAAUGGUAUUCACCGGAAUCGUAUAAUUUUGGAAAUUUCACUCACGCAAGCGACGUUUGGAGUUAUGGUGUGACAUUAUGGGAAAUGUUUUCUUAUGGAGAGCAACCAUACGGCGAUCGACGUGGUGUUGAUGUUAUUCAAUUGGUGGAGAAAGGUGAAAGACUUCAAAAACCUGAAACGUGUCCUGAUGAUGUUUAUAAAAUAAUGCAACAAUGCUGGUCCUAUGAACCUGAACUUCGUCCGACAUUUAAAGAUCUUUUAGAAAUUUUCAGUAGUGAUCCUGAUUAUGCGAACAUUAAGGAACUCGUCACAGAAGUGGAUAUCAGCUGAUAAAAACUUUUUUUACAACUUCUGACUGAUAAAACUUUGUUAAAAAGGUAUUUUUUCUGUAAUUUUAUCUUUUUUUUUUUUUUCGUUAGCAUUUUUACGUAUUUUAAUAAUGAAGGCCAUAAAUCGAAUAGAAAUUAUUUAAUUAUUACAUUUGAAAACUUUUUCUGUUCAAUUAGAAAGAACUAUUAAAAGUUCAACAAAAAAAAAGAAAUUCAAAGCGAAAAAUUAGUUUUAUGUUUAAAAAUAUUUAUUAAGAGAGCAGGAUAUUAAAGGAGAUGUUUUUGAUAUAAUUAAAGUUCAUGGUAUUCAUGACUACAAAUUUAUAAACAUUUAUAUAAUAAAUAUAUAUAUAUAUAUAUUAUAUAUAUAUAUAUACAGUUGAAAUUGAGUUAUUUUUAUAUAUUAGUUAUAAUUAGUCAAUUCUUCAAGUAGGAAUAAAAUCAAUAGUCUCUUGAUUUAUAAUAUUUUUAUAUGUGUAUAUUUUUCAUUUUUUAAAAUUUGAAAUUGUAUUUUAUAGAAUAGGGAGCCAAAACAGUUUUCUGUAAAAAAUAAAUCUACUUUUAUAAAUAUAUUAUCGUGGUUUUCCAAAUAAUCUGUAUAUCGUUUUAAAGAUUUUCACAUAAAAAUUAACAAACAAUGAUCAUAGUAUAGUUUUGUCUCAUAAUGCUCUACACUUUCCUGAGACGAAAGUCCUUUGUUGCAUUAAGAAGGCAUUUUAUUAUCCAGUACGAAACAUUAUUCUUUUUCAAUAUCUUUUUUUUUUCUAAAUGUUUCAAAGAAAUUAAAUUUUUUUUUUUUACAUUGUUAACUCGGUGCAAGAGAGACACAUACAUAGUCAUAAUUUGAACAUUUUUUUUUUAGACAUUAAAUGUAAUAUAAAUAUAAAAUUCUACUGUUUCUGUUUAAGAUAACAGUUUUUAGACAUAAUAAUUUAAUGAUAUUACAAUCGCCCCGGAAACAACAAUUAUUCACUCCACUUAAUUCACGCUUACGAUUAAUAUAUAUAUAUUUUUUUUUUGGGACUUGAAAAGUUCAUAUUUGUAAAUUACUUUGCAUGAUUGUACUAUUCAAGUUUUUUUUUUUUUUUUUAUCAAUUU